CACGUCGAGGCGUCGCUGGGUCAAACCAGAGGAGCGCUUCUCUUCUCUAGGAUGAGUUACACAAUUGUGUGUCCGUGCCGGCGCAGCGGGUUGGGAGGAGUGGCUGUGGCGCUGGCUGCCUGCUUUGCAUGAGUUGUGGACUCCCAAGUUAGUGGCUGCAGCGCAGAUAUUUCCUGUCAGCCGCACACAGCCGAGCUCGAGGGCGGAGGAGACGACGAAGAGAGGGAUGGCAGAGAACAGCUCCGAGACCAGCGGCUCCGUGCACCGGAGGUGUUUGACCCAUUCUCCGGCGGAGAGACACGUCUCGACCGGUGUCGGGGCGUCGAAGUGGAUCCGACUAAAUGUCGGGGGAACGUAUUUUUUAACAACGAGACAGACGCUGUGUCGAGAUCCCAAAUCAUUUCUGUACAGACUGAGCCAAGCUGACCCCGAGCUCGACUCCGACAAGGAUGAAACUGGUGCCUAUCUCAUAGACAGAGACCCCACAUACUUUGGGCCAGUGCUUAACUACUUGAGACAUGGCAAGCUGGUCCUCAACAGGGACUUGGCAGAGGAAGGUGUGCUAGAAGAGGCUGAAUUCUAUAACAUCACAUCAUUAAUAAAGCUCAUUAAGGACAAGAUCAGGGAUCGCGACUGUAAAACUUCACAGGUUCCAGUGAAGCAUGUUUACCGUGUGCUGCAGUGCCAGGAGGAGGAGCUGACACAGAUGGUGUCUACCAUGUCUGACGGCUGGAAGUUUGAACAGCUUGUCAGUAUAGGUUACGGGCGGGCCCACCAGUCAGAGUUUCUGCUGAUUGUGUCAAGGGAGGUGAAGGGAGAGGAGUCUGCUUUGCCAAACAACAGCAACAGUGGAGAGCUGGUCAGCAUAGGCUCCUCUUACAACUACGGAAACGAAGACCAAGCCGAGUUCCUGUGUGUAGUCUCCAAGGAGCUGCACAAUCAAUCAUAUGGGACAAACAGUGAGCCCAGUGAGAAGGCAAAGAUCCUUCAGGAGAGGGGUUCCCGGAUGUGAAGAGGACUCAGUAUUAUGAGCUCCAGGUGUUAUGAUGCUAACAUAUCAUCUUUGUGGAAGAAGGUUUGGCACAAUGGAGAUUUUAAAGGAGCGGUGUGCAUUCAUUUUGUGUUUUUCUCUCCAUUUUUGUUUUUUAUUUCUUGAUGUAAAUAAGUCUGUUUACUGACAAUUUGUGCCUGUACAUUUAAACUGGACCUUUUUUGAAUUUGCGGCAAGUUUUUGUUUUCUUUUUAGAAUUGAGAAUAAGGAAUUGCAAUCUACAAAUGUUUUACGCCAUAGAAUAUGGCCAUCAUCAUAUAAGGCCAAUGAUUCACUCAGGGUCAUCUAUUAAGUUCAUUCUUAAAUCCUCCAAGUCAAGGGUCCUAAGGGAUCAUCCAGUAUGGUCUUCAUCACUCAAAAUCAUUGUUUAGAAAUGUUAAGAAGGGAAUUGUGUUUAUUUAGCACAUGGUCAAGGUUUAAGCUAUUAAAUGUUAAAUUCACCCCAAAAACAAAUCGAUAAAAUGUUUUCCCAAAAAUGUCAAACAGUUAUGCUGAGAUUUGUGAUCAUGAGGAUCCUAACUGAACAACACACACAUUUUCAGAUGCAUUGGAAACAUUUUACUUUUCUGUCAAAAAAGGAACAAUAAUAUUCUCAGACCAGGAUAAAAACUGUGAACAGUAUCAGUGACCUGACACUGUAGGUAAAGGGGCAUUACGGUCAAUUAAUAACAGAACUAUAAAAGCCCCAUUUUCACAGAACAAAUAAAAUGACUUUAGAGAGAUCAGUAUAUCUGCCUAAAAUGGCGACUUUAUUUUAUUUUUUUAUUGCUUAAAAAGUCAAAUUGUGUUGCUUGUGGCACCCUAGUAACACAAUUACCCAGAGGCCAAUGUGUGCUGUGGGAUUAAAUAAUUAUUUUCAGGAAGUCCACUUAAAAGUCUUUUUGUUAUUAUAUAGUUAAGUAUUGGAUACACAUGUAACCCAUUGUUCAUUCAAAAUGUUGUUUCAAAGUAAGAUGUCUGCUGCUCCUGCAAAUGUGGGCUUUGUGGUGUAAAGAAGUAAAUUCGUACAAAUUGAUAUCCCUUUUUUUCUGAAUUCCUCAUGUUCAUAAGUCUAAAGUUAACUGCCAAAAUAGUCAAAGGUGUUUUACAUUUGAAUUCUGUUUUACAGUGACAUUAUUUUUAAACAUCAUUGUCCUGUUUCUUGUUGGGACAAACCUCCGUGAGACGAAAGGAACAAAAAAGACGUUUUCUUGACAAAUUUGUGUAUGUUUGAGGGAACAUCUUGUUGGAUUAAGUUUUUUUUGGGGGCAGUGGUGAAGGACUUUCUUUUCAUACCCAUUUUGCAUUGAUGUAAAUAAUCCAAAUUCAAUAUUAAUAUUUAACUCUUUAAAAAAAAAAAAAACUGCACGUUUUGUACACUGUAGAGAAAACACAACUUGGAAAGGAAGUUGUUUAUACUGGAUCUUUAAAAACCAGAUGAUUUUAACAAUGCUAACUUCUGUUUUGCAUUGUUUGUACAGGACUCUAGAGAUUUCCGAGUGAGGAUUGAAACAGCUGAUGCUGAACAUGGUGUCUUUCACUGAGAACAUGCCUGGAACAUGUUUUGAUAACCAAUAACAAAGCUAUACUUGGCUGUCUAUGAAGUUGACUGUUACAUUUAAAAACAAAUGUAUUUUUUCCUGCAUUGUGAUAGAUUCUUCUAAGCAUUUUGACUUGAGUAGAUUUCAUACACAGCAUUACAAGCACUGCAGUGGAAAACAGCACUGUGCACAUUGCUUACAAGCCUGUAAUGUUGAUCAUGUAAAUACUGCAUUUUAAAACACUACUUUUUCUGUUUAUUUUUUUUAUAGAAAGUUGUUUUCAGGUUUGAUGUGUGGUUUUGAUAGGUUGGAUAUUUCAUUCACAAAUAAUCAUUUAGUGUUGCCUUUUCCCCCAAUGACCAAAAUCCAAUGUCUUAUAUGUAUUGUACAUGUUGAUCUUGGUGUCAGGGAUGAGUAAACAUUUCUUAAUGCUGGCACACUUUGUACAUAUAGACUUCUUAACGACUACACAAACCUCCAUUUACUCACAUGUACACGUAUACACUUGAUUAAAACAAUUUUUAUAUUGUCGCAAAAAAUACAAGUAUGAAUGCAUGUUUUUGAUAUAGCUAUACACGUAUACACACAAACACACACAAGGGCUUUUAAAGUGCAACAUUUUACAUCUGCCAAGAGGUUCAAUCAAAGUAGACUGGAUUUCCUGCCAGAGCUAGGCUAUGUUUACAUUUGCGCUAGUAUUCUCAAGCCUUCCAAUUAUGUACUGUCUUGCACUUCCUCACACACAUUAACGUGACUGCACCAAUGGCAACUAGCACUCCCCACUCCACAUGAACUGAUAUUCACACAGAUGUGCUGACUGAUAAGUUACUCUAUACGCUUCUCACAGCGUAUUGAGCGUUGCAGACAAUCGUGCUUUCCACCCGCUCUGAUGGCAGAGAUGCUCACUUUUAAUAGGCUGAAUUUUGAGACUUUCUUUUCUGCAAUGAGAUUUAAAAUGUUUUGCAUUUGGUUUGCUUGGUUCAGUUGUAACUUCAUUUGAUAUACUCUGGUCUGAGGUGUGUAACCACCCCCCCCCCCUCCCUACUUUAGCAGCUACCUUUUUAAUGCCCUUUACAAACGGGUCGUCUGGUUGAGCAUUUGGCAUCAAUUAUCAUUUCAUGUCAUGGACAAACUUAUCAAAUCUGUAGCCUAAUACUUAUAAGUGCCCAGUUUGUUUUGCAUUCGAGAAUCAUAAGCCACAGACACUGUAGUGCAUGAUUGAAGAUGCUCACUCUUGUAUGAGGGAAUGAAUGUGUCAAUUUUCCUCAAUCUAGCAAUUACAUCAAUGAAUACGGUUCUCAUAUCACCACAUAGAUCACUAUUCUAUCUGAUCUUAUGCAAUGUUAAACAAGUGCAAACUGAGUGUGAGGUUAAGGGGAUAUAUCUAUAGGGUCUUGCAAAGGGUAAACCCAAUAAAAAUGUUGUCAUUCAUAAA
Molecule: messenger RNA, 4006 nt
Organism: Cyclopterus lumpus (lumpfish)
Lineage: Eukaryota; Metazoa; Chordata; Actinopteri; Perciformes; Cyclopteridae
Gene: kctd5b
Product: potassium channel tetramerization domain containing 5b
Exons: 7
Coding region: 227-1012 (261 amino acids)
Biological process (GO): protein homooligomerization; proteasome-mediated ubiquitin-dependent protein catabolic process
Cellular component (GO): cytoplasm; Cul3-RING ubiquitin ligase complex
Molecular function (GO): cullin family protein binding
Source: RefSeq, a predicted model, not a curated record